AGGACGCGGGGCCCGUGAGAUCUAAUUAUCCUCUCAGGAGCACUAUGUUUACUCAAGCUCCUUCUUCCGACAUAUGAAUUAUCAACGGGCAAGCUGGUUAGGUCCAGCGGUAUCCCGCAAAUAUCGACCUGCCUUUCUCCGGUCCUAUUCGCAGAGCACAGGGACAACCGCAACCGCAAGAACAAGGGCUCAGUCAAAAAUUGCACGCAUCGAUGUACAAAAACCAUUUUCACCCGCACUCGUUGACUCAUUUCAGAGGAGACACGAUUACCUUCGCAUCUCCCUUGACAGAGAGAUCGAAGGCGUAGAGUUAUCACCAGCCGACCACAUCUUGACUGAUGACGAAAUCAUCCGUUUGGCAAAUCUUUUCGUGAGAAGCGGCGUCACUAAAAUACGACUGACUGGGGGUGAGCCUACUGUACGGAAAGGCUUGGACGGCAUAAUUCGUCGCCUCAACGAGCUCAGACCACUCGGCCUCCAGUCUAUCGGCAUGACCACCAAUGGACUUGCCCUCCAUCGUCGUCUGCCUGGUUAUGUUGAAAACGGUCUAACACAUCUGAAUCUGAGCCUUGAUACUCUAGACCCAUUUAAGUUUGAGAUUAUGACUCGGCGACCCGGCCACGAUGCAGUCCUUCGCUCACUCGAUGCCGCCCUCCACAGUCCAGGAUUACAAUCAGUGAAAUUAAAUGUUGUUGUGGUCAAGGGCCUCAACGAUUCAGAAGUCCUGGAUUUUGUCAAAUUGACUACGGACAAAAAUAUCUCCGUUCGAUUUAUUGAAUUCAUGCCCUUCACAGGGAACAAGUGGGACAAGGCAAAGAUGAUUCCUUCCAGCCAGCUUUUGGACCAAAUCUCAAGAGAAUACCCUUCUAUAACACGAGCGCCCGAUGAACUCAACGACACCGCGCGAUCUUGGAAGAUUCCGGGACAUGUCGGUAGUUUAGGCUUCAUCAGCAGCAUGUCUGAUCAUUUUUGCUCAUCCUGCAACCGCCUGCGCUUGACGGCAGACGGACAGAUUAAAGUUUGUCUCUUUGACGCCAAGGAAGUAUCCCUUAGGGAUGAAAUGCGAUGUGGCGCCAGUGAUGCAGAACUCCUGGACGUCAUCGGACGCGCUGUCCAAGGAAAACAGGAGAAGCACGCCGGGAUGGAGGAUAUUGAUGUCAUAACCAAUCGACCCAUGAUUCUCAUUGGAGACACGCAGCCUCGCAAGUCUAGAGUGCGAUCGUUACCCCGCCUUCCUGCGUAUGCUUACCCCCUCGAUGGUACACUGUUGCUACCUUAUAUCCAUCGACGCUGGAGCUCGUCGUCUAGCCGAUCUGACCUCCGUUUGACUCAUAUUAGCUCUGAUGGUCAGCCGCGUAUGGUUGAUGUCGGCAGUAAGGACGCAACGAAGCGUAGCGCUACCGCCAGCGGUUGCAUAUACAUCCCAAAGUCUGCGUAUGACCUUGUCACAGGGUCGGGUGACGCCGAUUCCAAUGACAAGACAAUCCAGAAGGCUCGCGGCAAAGGGGAUGUGAUGACUGUCGCUCAGCUAGCCGCGAUCAUGGGCUCUAAGCGAACCUCCGACCUCAUUCCCCUAUGUCAUCCUCUCCAGAUAUCCAACAUAUCUGUCACAUUAACGCCUGAGCUCCUCGUUUAUGGCAUAAAGUGUACUGCUACUGUGGCAUGCGAAGGGAAAACUGGAGUAGAAAUGGAGGCACUGACGGCUGUAUCCGUCGGUCUCCUUACGGUUUGGGAUAUGCUAAAGGCCGUGGCGGGCAAGGAAAUGAAAAUUGGGGAGAUCAUGGUCACGCAUAAAACAGGCGGCAAAAGUGGUGAUUUUACUCGAGUUCCAUAACUAUUUGCAGUAUCGCAACAAAUACGGUUUGAAACACUAGAAUUUUCUGAAGU
Messenger RNA from Suillus paluster, 1887 nucleotides. RefSeq lists its product as uncharacterized. NCBI's taxonomy places the organism in Eukaryota, Fungi, Basidiomycota, Agaricomycetes, Boletales, Suillaceae. Gene Ontology annotation, molecular function: GTP 3',8'-cyclase activity; metal ion binding; cyclic pyranopterin monophosphate synthase activity. The record is from RefSeq and is a predicted model, not a curated record. Bases 74 to 1834 code for a protein of 586 amino acids. Gene Ontology annotation, biological process: Mo-molybdopterin cofactor biosynthetic process. The transcript is spliced from 9 exons.